CCUGUGGCCGGGGUAAGUUGUUCCGGGUGGAUCUUUGACAGCCGACAACUUUUGCGACUCUUGUUAAAAACGUCAAAUUACUAUUGUUAAAGUUAAAUUUAAAGUACAAAUUGGUGUUAGGCGUAUUUUUUUUGUUUAAGAGCGAUAUAUAAGCGCUCGACGGGGUCUUAAAUGAUUUGGGUAAUUUGUCUCUUACUUCACAACGUGAUAUUGAAUUCGAUAAGGAGCUGUGUUUAUAAGGAGGUUAAUAAGGAUUAUUAAAGCCUCAUCAUGAGUUAUAUGGGGGACGACAGUGAUAUUGAAGUGGAGGGGUUAAUGGACCGGCCGCCCAGCAGUUAUGGGUCCAUGAUCAGCGACGAGCAAGAAGAUUCUGAUGACUGUGAUGAUUCUCAAAGACCAGCGUUCAUAGUCAACCAGGGACCUUCGGGGGUAACACUACAUCGCCCCGAAUCACCGGAGACAGCGAUUACUGAGCGUACAAACACACAUCAGUCCAGCAUUCACAGAGAGGGAGCGUAUUUGAGCCAUGUGAACAGCAGACAUGAAACAUAUCCAACCCAGCACAGGUACGACGUUGACCGAGAGCCCACGACAACGCAGCAGCCCGAGGUGCAGAGCGACAUUCGAACCGAGAGAAACCAAGAAGACGUGCAGAGCGUGAGACAGACGGAGUUCAGUGAGACACACGUGGAGGAGGAGCCGAUCGAAGAUGGUGCAUUGGAGGUGCAGGAGGAGACGACUGAGACAGAGACGACGGAUGAUUACGAUGAAAUUGUUUUAGAUUUGGGCUACACAGGGCAGAUGGACCCUUUGCCCCCUCCACCUGAGGGCACCGGUCUUAUGUUUAAACAUAAGCAUCCCUCGCUUACUCUUAGACAUGUUUUAAUGGCCAUUGUGAUGAGUCUCAGACCGUUGAGGCCAGCAGAACUGGCUUAUUUUAAGCGUAAUCUGUGCAGCCAUUACAGAUUCGAGUAUGACUACUCAACCAUCGCUGAUAUAACCGAUGCGCUGGAUCUGGCCGAUAAAAUGAUCGAGCUCUGUGGGCUGGGAGAGGCUCUGUAUCUCGCCAUACGAUCACUUCAAGGCAUUAAAAAAGAGGAUCUUGCUGAAAGGCUGAGGAAGACCUGUAGAAGAGCCUUGUUGCAGCACGAGUUGAAAAUGACUCACGACAGGCGAUAUUACGCUCUGUACGAAGGCUGUUGCCGGCCGGGUCAGCAGCGGUUCAUCGGCGACGUCUACGUCGAACCGCUGACCGUUAUCAGAGGAAGCGGGGACCCAGUAAACACUGAACAUGAGGUCCGCAGGGUACGUGUCACAGCCCAGGAGACGGUAAUCAGAACCGGCGACAUCUUUCGGCCCCUUCCCAAUGACCCCACGGACAUUCGUACGGUCAUGAUGACCGGUGUUCCUGCUUCUGGACUGACAGUGGUUGUGAAUAAGUUUAUCAUCGAUUGGAAGGAGGGAACAAGCAAUCAGGAUUUUCAGUUCGUGUUCCCACUGGCAGGAAAGGAGUUACAUCUUGGAAAAGACGGAGAUCAGAGCUUCCUUCAGAUGCUGCAGACAUUUUUCGUUGAGGCAGACAACGUCCGACUCCUAGAGAAAGAAGACUGUUUGACUCUCUUUAUCAUUGACGCUCUAGAUCUUUGUCAGUAUCCACUUGACUUCCAAUCCAACGUCACCGUUACGAGCGUGACGACCAAAGCACCCGUGGACGCUCUGCUGACUAGCCUGAUUAAAGGGACGAUGCUUCCUCACGCUCGAGUUUGGAUCACCAGCCACAGGACGGCCUCACACAAAAUCCCCGCACAGUUUAUCAGCAGGUUUGUGGAGUUGAGAGGUUUCACAGAUGAGCAGAAGGAAAUGUACUUCACCAAGAGAACCAAAGAACCGCAGCUUGGUAUAAACAUUUUAAACCACAUGAAGCGUUCCAGGACCCUCCAUAUCAUGUGUCACCUCCCUAUCUUCAGUUGGAUGGUGGCGUACCUCUUCGAACGAUCUUUCCGCAAACCUGAUUUUGGCACGCAUGCGCCUGGCAUCACGACGUUCUAUUCACAGUUUGUCAUCGUCCAGAUGAACAGGUCGAACGAGAGGUAUCGUGGAGCGAGCCUGGAAAUGCAAAGGUGGAAGGAUGAAGACAAGAUAUUUGUGGAGAAGAUGGCGAAGUUGGCCUUUCGGAUGCUUAUGGAUAAUCGGGAAGAGUUUACCGUGGAAGAUUUGUUAUCCAUGGAGCUGAAUUAUGAGGAUUUGCGGGUUCGGGAUGAAAUGUUUACUGAGGUCAGGCGAACAAGUGCAGACCAGAAGACGUGGGUCUUCAAGUUCGUGCAUUUCACCGUCCAGGAGUACAUGGCAGCGAUGUACGCGUAUGUGACAUUCAGGAAAAGCGGGAAAAAUGUGUUGGAGUCAAACAAAAGCCUGUUAACGAAGAUGCAAUUAAACAAGGAUCGCCCGAUGAUUGAACUGUACCGUCUGGUGAUCGAUCGUGCGCUGGCCAGUCAAAAUGGUCAACUGGACUUGUUUCUGCGCUUCCUGGUCGGAUUGGUGACACCCGGAACCGAGGAACACCUGCGUGGAUACCUGCUCCAGCACAGCCAUCCAAAACCCAAAGGAGCGGAGGAGGUUGGUAAAUACAUUAAUAAAAAGAUCAAAGAAAACAUCAAUCCUGAGAGGUGCAGGAACCUGGAAUUGUGUCUGGUGGAACUGGAGGAAGGCAAAAAAGAUAAAUGAGAGGACAACCGGAGAAAAAUGUUAUAGAUGCACGUGACUUUUGCUUAUUCUGAAGCCAUAUAACAGCUUUGUGUAAAAAAACACAGAACAAAAUCGAAAAAAGACGUUAUGCACUGAUAAACUGUCCUGCAAAUCUCAAAUGUGUUUGCAAAUGCAAUUUGAUGUCACUCACUGGGAAACACUAUUGUUUCUAUAAUGUCUUACAUAAAUAGGGUUGCAAACAUCUGGGAAUUUUGGAAACUUUCCAUGGAAAUUACACAGGAAUUGUGCCACACAGAUGAAGAUGUUUGUAUGUGAUACCCAAAAUGUACAAAUAACUUCCUUUAAUUUCUUAAGUUUACAACUUCCAAAAAUAUUUCCAAAAUUCCUAAGCUUUGCAACCAUAGUAAAUAAACACUCCGCAUCAAUGAGAUCAUGAGAUUGAGAUUUGAGAGCUGCAGCAGCACUUCUUUUCUCUUUUUUAGGAGCUUGAUAGCCUCUAGUGAUAGUUUAAUUUCUCUUUUGUUUCAUGGACUAUGGGGGGUCAGUUGAUAAUCAAUACAUUUUUAUUUUGUGGUUGAACUGUUUCUUUAAAUUAUUUUGGUCAGCAAAGGACUUCAAUUUGCAUGUUUGACUUAAUCGAAAGAUGCAUUUGCUUUGGUCAUUUUGCUUUAGUCAUUAAUCGAAUUAAACACUGAACUACAAAACGCUUUUCAGUAAUGUGAUGUGUAAGGGCUCCAUUAAAACUAGACAGGAUCUUUUCAUUAAUAGACAUUGACAUUGGACACUGGUGAUUGCGAAAAACAAACACAAAACCUUAGUAAUAAAUACUAAUUGUAUGUGUGUCACAUAUUAAAUAGGCUUUAUGAUGCAUACUUGUAGCAGUAGUGUACUAAUGGGGAGGUCAUAGCAGGUAUGUGUUUGCAUCUGUUACUGCCAUAUGAGUGUGAUGUGUUCAUUUGAAAAGCAUGGCCUACUGUGAAUGCAUGAUUUUUUUUAGUUUGUAAAGCCAAAUAUAGAGGGUAUGCAUUGACGUCACUUUUCCAUGUGACCACGCCAGAGCUCGCCCUGUUGAGUGGCAAAACAUUGAGCCGCAAAAAUGUCAGUAUAACUAACAAUUAUCAGCAAAAAUUAAAUUUAGUUGCACUUGAUAGUGACCCUAGCAACUUGUCAACCCACUUGUGGUCAGUGGACGUUGGCAUGAACGAUCCAUUUACUUCUCCUUUUGGUGUUUCUUGGCAGUCUAUAAAACAAUAUCCCAGAAUUUUUGUUAAAUCUGUUAGUACAGUCUUUUGCACAACAGCUUUUUCCAAUUUAGACGUGUUUUCCCUGUGUUUUCGCUGAUUUCACACUCCAUAAAAAUUCUGCCGGUCUGUCUUAUUUCACUAAGUGGGCGUAACCAGUCAUUUUCGCCAAAAAGUGACGUCACGUGCAUACCCUCCAUUGAUAAGAGGGGUUUUAUGUGUCAUUGUUUUGAAUGGGUGCUUUAGAAAUAAAUUCUGUUUUAUAUGUAAUAUUUAUAUGUACUUUAUGUUCUUUAUUAAAAUGAGAAAUAUAUAUGUAA
Molecule: messenger RNA, 4267 nt
Organism: Paramisgurnus dabryanus
Lineage: Eukaryota; Metazoa; Chordata; Actinopteri; Cypriniformes; Cobitidae
Gene: nlrc3l
Product: NLR family, CARD domain containing 3-like
Source: RefSeq, a predicted model, not a curated record